Molecule: messenger RNA, 1209 nt
Organism: Neopelma chrysocephalum (saffron-crested tyrant-manakin)
Lineage: Eukaryota; Metazoa; Chordata; Aves; Passeriformes; Pipridae
Gene: APOBEC4
Product: apolipoprotein B mRNA editing enzyme catalytic polypeptide like 4
Exons: 2
Source: RefSeq, a predicted model, not a curated record
UAGCUAAUAUUUGGAUUUUUUUUUUUUUUUAAAUCCCAGCCCUGAUCAUUAUGGUGUUUUUUUUCCCUAGGAGCAGAACAUACCUGGCUUGGAUCCUGGCUCCCUUCCAACCUGAGUCAUUAUGGACUGACCAUGACUGUCAGCUGCGUAGCUGACAUAAACAGGGAGAUUUUUCAGCAGAACAUGAACGCAGGAGAGAAAACCAUUUUCCAAGAGUUUCUGACAAACCAGGGCACUGUGGUAAAGCCCCGCUGGUGGCAGAGACAGUGCCAUGCCUGUGCCAAGUGUCCCUUCCACAUCCGCACGGGGGAAGAAGCCAGAGUGCCAUACACAGAAUUUCACGGGCUCUUUGGCUCCCCACACGGGCCCACAGCGACUCCCCAAAACAGGCACCUUCUCUUCUACGAACUGAGGAGCUUCUCAGGCAGAGUCCUGCAGAAAGGCCACGCCACAACCUGCACUGCCCGAGCCAAGCACCCCGAGGCUGUGCUGUUCGAGGCGGGCGGGUACCUGGACGCAGCCACGGCCGCCUGUGAAAGCAUCAGGUGCAUCACCCUCUACUCGAGCCUCUCUCCCUGCGACGAGGCUCAGCACUGCUGCUUAAGGAAAAUGUACAACUUCCUGCUGAGACACCCACACAUCACGCUCUGCAUCUAUUUCUCCCAGCUCUGUCACGCCGGGAGCGGUUCUCCCCGUGCCGUGGGGAAUGCCGGGGCUCUGCGGAGCCUCCGCAGCCUCUGGCCCCGGGUGACCCUGCAGAGGCUGCCAGAGGGGGCACAGCAGUACCUGCUUCGCCACUUCGUGUGUGGCAUCACAGGGGCGACCCCUCCUCACCGAGUGCUGCCAUCAGGAGCCUCAGCAGGUCGACAAAACCCACAUCAAAUUAACUUAACAGGAGUGAAACCGUAUUUUAGGGAAGCCUUUGCCCAGGGAAUGGAGGGGAACCUGGCUGUACAGCGGAAUUUAAAGGCCUUUCCCACUCCCAGCCCGGCCUCCAGACAGCCUUUCCCAGCCAUGAAAGGCACUCUGCUCCCUCCAAUGUCUCCAAGCCGUGUGCUUUUCCCAAGUGUGUUUCUGCCCUCUCAGAGGAAACAGCUAUACCUCAGACCCAUAAAUAUUGUAAGGCAUUUAAAAAUGCCAAAGGAAUGACUCAGUGGAACUCCUCAUUCUGACAUGUUUUCCCGUGGCACGCACCUCUUCCGAGGAUGA